Molecule: messenger RNA, 1747 nt
Organism: Silurus meridionalis
Lineage: Eukaryota; Metazoa; Chordata; Actinopteri; Siluriformes; Siluridae
Gene: slc2a1c
Product: solute carrier family 2, facilitated glucose transporter member 1
Exons: 10
Coding region: 48-1502 (484 amino acids)
Biological process (GO): monosaccharide transmembrane transport
Cellular component (GO): membrane
Molecular function (GO): hexose transmembrane transporter activity
Source: RefSeq, a predicted model, not a curated record
AAAAUCGUUCCCUUUUCCUAAAGAAGUGACAGUCAUAGAACAGGCUCAUGGCAAUCGCAGAGAGUCAGCUGACUGCCACGCUGCUUACCUCUGUGGUGGCGGCAGUGUUUGGCUCGCUACAGAUCGGAUACCACACGGGCAAUGUCAACUCUCCAGCCAGAGUUAUUGAAGACUUCUUCAAUGAGACUUGGAAAUCAAGACAUAAUCAGUCCAUGCCAGAGCACAGUCUGACAUUUCUGUGGGCUCUCUCAGUCAGCAUCAAGGACUUUGGAGCCCUGUUGGGGUCACUGGGCGUCAAAGGCCUGGCUGAUUACUAUGGGAGGAGAAAUGCCAUUCUUAUAGCAAACACUUUGUCUAUAGUGGGCACCUGUCUGAUGUUUCUGAGCAAAACAGCUGAAUCGUUUGAACUUCUAAUUGUGGGCCGUUUCAUUUUUGGCCUUUUCUGUGGUCUGGUGAUGAGUCUAAACCCGCUGUAUAUCCAGGGUGUGUCACCGAUUAACCUCCGUGGUGCCUUUGCAACUCUCAACCAGGUUUCUUUUGCCUCUGGCAUUUUCCUGGGCAUGGUGGUGGGUUUAGAAACAGUCCUGGGCACACAGAAGUACUGGGCAUUUAUGCUGUCUCUCUCCCUCAUACCAGCUGCUCUUCAGUAUAUAAUCUUGCCUUUUUGCCCUGAGAGCCCACGCUAUUUCUUUAUAAACUGUGGCAAGGAACAAGAAGCAGAAGCUGCUUUAAGAAGGUUAAGACGAGACGCUGAUAAGGUGAAAAAGGAAAUGGAUGAGAUGAGAGAAGAAGCAUCUCACAGCGAAGCAAGAAUAACUAUUGGGGAAUUCUUUAUCAAACGCUGCUACAAACAGCCCAUAAUACUUGUACUAAUCAUAAACCUGGGCAGCCAAUUAUCCGGAUUCAAUGCGAUCAUAAAUUAUUCAACAAAAAUAUUUACAAAGGCCAAAUUUGAAGAAGCAAAAUAUCUGACGCUUGGAGUGGGAGCGAUCAACGUGGCAUUCACCAUCGUGUCUUUGGUCCUGGUAGAAAGGGCAGGACGCAGGAAGCUGCUCCUUACUGGCUUCCUGUUGGUAGCUUUUUGCAAUUUACUAAUGACCAUCACAGACUCUUUGCUGGACAUUGUCCCAGACAUUCGUGGUCUUCAGGUACUUGUGGUGUUUGUCCUGAUUUCAGCAUAUGAGCUCGGUCCAGGGCCCAUCUCUUGGUUCAUUGGUGCAGAGCUCUUUGACCAGCCAGCCAAACCCAUUGCCAUGGCUUUCACCAGCAUGCUUAACUGGGGGGGAAAAUUCCUUCUAGCUCUCCUUUUCCCACCAUUAAUGCACCUGUGUGGCGCUUACGUCUACCUUCUCUUCAUGUCUAUGGCCCUUAUCGCAUUCACAUACACUAUGUUCCGCCUCCCGGAAACAAAAGGACGGACGUUUGAUGACAUUGCUGCGGAGUUUCGCGGGGCUGAGAGCAUUCCCCUGCAUAACAAAACAGGUUUUAAUACGUUCACUUGAACAAGAAGCCAAAACAGUAUAGAAUUAGUUCAGGUAGGCAAUGAUUGGUCCAUAGUUAAAUAUUGAGAAAUUGUAACAUCUUAGUUUUACUUUCUAUUACUAAUGUCAAUGCAAUUAAAUAGUGUUUUGUGUAAAGUAACCAAGAAUAGGCCAUACUGUAAACAUAUUGAUCUACAAUAAAGUAUAAAAUAUAAUUUAAAAUAUACACAUUGUUAUGCAUCUAUUAAACAGCCCUAUGAACAACC